CGCGUAGCUGGAGAGGCAUCGCGAUCGCGCUUUACGUGUCUGUCUAGUGCAUUGACAGCCAGCCAGCUGCGUGGCUUUAACCAAAACAAGUCUUUUGACGCCUUUGUAAAAACCAAUUAGUUUUAGUUUCUUUUUAGCGAUCUUCGUCGUAGUGUAUACCGAAUAGGUAAAUACUCGACUGCAUAUCUAAUUAGUACCAUUUACGUCGUCCAUUUCUUCGCCAGUUAGCUAGAAGAGCUCGCCUCAAACAUGAAUCCGUUGUGUGGCAGAUGUAAUCGAGUCGUGUAUCCCACGGAAAAAGUGAAUUGUCUGGACAAGUACUGGCACAAAGGAUGCUUCAGCUGCGAGAUCUGCAAAAUGACUCUAAACAUGAAGAACUACAAAGGCUUUGAGAAGAGACCAUACUGCAAUGCACACUACCCCAAGACAAACUUCACCUGUGUGGCCGACACUCCUGAGAACCUCCGCCUCAAACAGCAGAGCAAGAUGCAGAGCCAGGUUCUGUACAAGGAGGAGUUUGAGAAGAAUAAAGGGAAAGGCUUCAGCGUGGUCGCAGACACACCGGAGAUGCAGAGAAUCAAGAAAACACAGGACAAUAUCAGCAAUAUUAAGUACCAUGAGGAGUUUGAGAAGAGCAGGAUGGGAGGAGAGGCCCCACCCCUGCAACCUAAUAACCCUACAGCAGCAUCUUACCAGCCCCCUGCAGCCUCUCAGAACUAUCACUAUGAACCUGCUCCUGAACCAAUCCGACAGGCAGCCACUGCCCCACCACCCAGUGCAGGGAAGCGGUACAGGGCAGUGUAUGACUACGUUGCUGCUGAUGAGGAUGAGGUGUCCUUUGUGGAAGGUGACGUGAUCGUAGACGUGCAGCAAAUUGACGAGGGCUGGAUGUAUGGCCGCGUGGAGCGCUCUGGCCAGCAAGGCAUGCUGCCUGCCAACUAUGUAGAUGCUAUUUGAGAAAGGGAGAGGGAAAAAGGGAGAAGGAGGAGAAAGGGAGAGAAAGAAAGAAAUUAAAAGCCCAGUGCCAUCUCAUCUUAA
This is a messenger RNA of Lampris incognitus (smalleye Pacific opah), 1038 nucleotides long. RefSeq names its product LIM and SH3 protein 1 (gene lasp1). Gene Ontology annotation, cellular component: focal adhesion. The record is from RefSeq and is a predicted model, not a curated record. The transcript is spliced from 7 exons. Lineage: Eukaryota; Metazoa; Chordata; Actinopteri; Lampriformes; Lampridae. The coding region runs from base 250 to 957 and encodes 235 amino acids. Gene Ontology annotation, molecular function: actin filament binding.